AUGCAAACGGACCAAGACCUCGAAUCCCAAAAACAACAACCCACCCCGCAACUCGACUCUUUUCACGACUCAGAAGAAGACGAAUUAGCCCUCAAGCCCCAGCCCUCAAACUCCUACGGCAUCCAAACAUGGCGAAAAUGCCUCAUCCUAUUCGUCGUCAGCUGGAUGACCCUCGCCGUGACUUUCUCCAGUACUUCUCUAUUACCCGCAACACCAGAGAUCGCAACCGAGUUCUCGACGACGUCGGAGAUCCUGAAUAUCACUAAUGCGGGCGUGUUGAUUGCCAUGGGCUUUUCGUCAUGUAUUUGGGGUCCUAUUGCCAACCUAUUUGGGCGCAAGAAUGCUUAUAAUGCCGCCAUUCUUGUGCUUUGUGCUUGCUCGGCUGGGACGGCCGUGUCGAUUAAUUUGCAUAUGUUUAUUGCGAUGCGGAUUUUAAGUGGGUUUACGGGCACUUUUUUUAUGGUUGCUGGGCAGACUAUUAUUGCUGAUAUCUUCGAGCCGACUGUACGUGGAACGGCUGUUGGCUGUUUUAUGGUUGGCUCUGUUAGUGGUCCUGCUAUUGGACCCUGUAUCGGUGGUAUUAUUGUCACUUUUGCACAGUGGCGCAUUAUCUACUGGCUGCAAUUCGGUAUGACCUUGCUCGGUCUGAUCUUGUCUUUGCUAUUUGUCCCAAGUAUCCAAGAAAAGAAGCAAGUUAUGGACCUCGACAAGCGCCGGGGAUUCUGUACUGUUGUCGGCCUGUUUAAUCCUUUGCGCAUCUUUCGUCAUUUCAUUUACCCGAAUGUGUUUCUUGCAUGCUUCACAUGUGGUCUACUGGCUACAUUCCAAUACGCCCUCCUCACCUCUGUCCGCUCAAUCUUCAACCCACGAUUCAACCUCACAUCUCCACUCGCCAGUGGUCUAUUUUACCUUUCGCCGGGUAUAGGCUUCUUGAUCGGCAGCGUUGUUGGAGGCAAGCUAUCCGACCGCGCCGUUAAGAGAUGGAUCAUUAAACGGGAUGGUGUGCGUCUCCCCCAGGAUAGACUCAACAGUGGUCUCGCGACACUAUUUGGCGUUCUCCCAGCUGCCACUCUGAUCUAUUGUUGGACUCUGGAGGAAGAGGUGGGCGGUAUGGUUGUGCCGAUUAUCAGCGCUUUCUUCGCGGGUAUGGGACUUUUGGGUGCUUUCAAUGGGUUGAACACAUACUCAGCUGAGAUGAUCCCGCAACACCGCUCAGAAGUCAUCAGCUGCAAGUACAUCGUGCAGUAUAUCUUUGCGGCCGGUGCGACGGCGGCAGUUGAGCCAUUAAUCGGUGUCAUUGGCGUUGGAUGGACAUUUACGAUCUGUGUUUUCUUCGCCAUAAUUAGCGGAUGCUUGGUCCUCAUCAUCACAAAAUGGGGCAUUGAUAUGCAGCGAUGCUAUCUCGAUCAGAUCCUCGCAGAGAACCAACGACUUAGGGAACAAUCGGUUACUUCGGCGCAAGUGGCCGAGACCAAUGACUACAUGCGUUCAGAGAGAGGCCCCUCCCGGCAAGCAGAUGCCCCGGAUGGAACAGGCAUCCAGAACCCGCUUAUUGGGGAUCGUGCCUGGUUCCACCGAUAUGAUCCCUCCUCGCCGCCCAUCUACAUCGGCGAGGCAGCAUGUUCAGCGUUCGCAACUCGGUUCCGACGGUUCUUAAUGGGAAAUAGUGCUAUGCCGCAUAUUACCCGAACACAAUAUGAACAUGAAGAGAUCAUUGCUGCUGCAAAUGAAGCCGAUAUCCAAUGGCCGAGUCUUCAUCAUGCGCGGUUGCUGGUUCGGAUCGCAAUCCAUCAAAUUGGGCAUUUGUAUCACCUUAUGAUGCGCAAGUCAACAUUGGAUAAGCUGGAGGAGAUAUACCAGAAGAAAGAAUUUGAUUGCACCGCUCACAAGUGCAAGUUCUUUGCACUGUUCGCCUUUGGGCAGGCAUAUUCCAUUCGAUCAGAGUCGCAUUCUGGUUCGAGAGUGCCUGGCACGUCUUACUUUGCUCGCUCUAUGGGCUUGGUUCAGAUUCUGCCUGAGAGAACAAGUAUCACUCACCUGGAAACCUUGCUUUUGCUGUCGCUCUUUUCUUACUAUCUCAACCGGCGGCACUCUGCAUACAUCCUAAUCGGAAACGCCAUGCGAAUGGGUUUAACAAUCGGAUUAAACCACAACAUCCCAGAAUCCCAGCUCAUAGAUCCAGUCGAACGCCAACACCGUAUUCGAAUCUGGUGGACAAUCUACAUGUUCGACCGAAUGUGGGGAUCCAAAAUGGGCCUCCCAAUGCAAAUUCUAGACGAAGACAUUCACGUCGACAUGCCCUCAACAAUCUCCCCACGCUGGCGCCACGAUGAAGAACUCUCCGACACAGACUACAUGACAGCCAACAUCAAGCUAGCCCGAAUAGUUGGCGAAACAAUAACAAAACUCUACAGCCGACGCAAAUACCAAGAAACGUUCCUGCAGCGCGUGCAGAAACUGCUUAAAGCUCUAAAGAAUUGGGUCGAAACCCUCCCCGAAUCUCUAAAGCUCAACAUGGAAGACCUGGAAUCAAGCAAGAAAUCCGUCGUCUCACUCCACAUGGCUUUCAACCAAUGCAUCAUCCUCACGACACGUCCAACCCUCCUACACCUCCUAAUGACACUUAGCAAGGACAUCAGCAUAUCAGCCAGGCCAAGAACAAAUGCACAUACACAUAUAAAUACAAUGACAAACACUGAGACCGAAACCGAGACCGAGACCGAACAUUCGAACCCAUCUGCAUCUGCAUCUGCAUCUGCAUCAACACCGAUAUCCGUGUCCCAACCAGUCCUAACCCUAAGCGAAGCCUGCAUCCACGCAGCCCGCCACUCGCACUCAAUGAUCCUAACCCGCUGGAUAAACGGCACAAUGCCAACAUUCGGCUACUUCCACGCCCACUAUCUCUUCUCCUCAGCGCUAAUCCUGGCAAUGUCCAGCUUCGUCCCAAUCGGAACUCCAGCCGAUAUGACGGGUUUCGAUUCUGCUUUGGAUUUGUUAAGGUCUAUGACUGAGAAUGGGAACUUGGCUGCUGCGGAAUUUUAUCAUAAUCUUGAGCAGGUUAAGGUUUGUCUGGAUUCUUUCCGGGGUAUUGGCGUUGAUAGUGUUGGCGGUGAUGUUAGGGGGUUGAUUUCGCAUGCGCGUCGGAAUGAGGGGAUUACUCAACCGGGAAUGAAGGCUGCAGCUGCAGGGAGUGAUGGUGGCGGUGGUGUGAGUGCAGCUCAAGCAGAAGCUUCUGGUCUUGCACCAGGCUUGGCUGGGCCUGGCUCUGCGUCUCGAGCUGGCACAAUACCAUCGGUAAUACCGUCGGUAACAGCUACCCCUUCCCGCCUGCACACUUUGCCACCAACAGCCCCGACACCGCUCGGUACUUCUUCAUCUGCAACACCAAUGAUGCCCGCGCCAAAUGAAUUACUAGCUACACAUGGACAAACAAUCCACAGCCAAGCGGCCGAUCCAUAUAGUUUCCCUGCAAGGGAUACUGUCAGCGGGUAUACGACUGAGAUGGCGUUCCUUGAACCGACUAUGCAGGACUUUUUGGCGCAGUCGGAUAUCGAUCUUGGGCUGUUGCAUCCUGUUGAUGCUUUCUUUAAUGAGGCUGAGAAUCUUUAUACGUGUCAUGAGUUGUGA
Messenger RNA from Penicillium arizonense, 3627 nucleotides. RefSeq names its product MFS transporter/fungal specific transcription factor domain-containing protein. The record is from RefSeq and is a predicted model, not a curated record. Gene Ontology annotation, biological process: transmembrane transport; DNA-templated transcription. NCBI's taxonomy places the organism in Eukaryota, Fungi, Ascomycota, Eurotiomycetes, Eurotiales, Aspergillaceae. The transcript has 9 exons. Gene Ontology annotation, molecular function: transmembrane transporter activity; DNA binding; zinc ion binding. Bases 1 to 3627 code for a protein of 1208 amino acids.